Messenger RNA from Prorocentrum cordatum, 390 nucleotides. The record is from the annotation of a GenBank genome assembly. NCBI's taxonomy places the organism in Eukaryota, Dinophyceae, Prorocentrales, Prorocentraceae.
GACGUCGACAGGCUGGCCCAAGCCACCCUUGGAGCGAGGUACGCCGCCGAGCUCAAGCAUCAUUUCGAGGGCGAGGAGGCCGUCCAGGUUACCCUGGCCAUCGAGCUCUUCUCAAAGCUUGCCGCCGCGAGCAAGGCCCGCAUUGAGGCGGCCAAGCGGGCGGCGGAGGGCGGGUCACCAGCAGCCGCGGGAAGGGACGCCAUGCAGGAGGAGGGCGAUGACUUCGACGCCCGAGUGGAGGCUCUUGAUGGGGCCAAACGAGCCGAGGUCGAGCGUUUCCUCGAGUCGCACGGCUGCUCCUUGCCCAAGCGCCUGCGCCUCCCAGCGGGCUCCGCUGCAGGCAAAGGCGCGGCAGGGGCAGCAGAGAAGAGCGAGGACCAGGCCCACUGA